Molecule: messenger RNA, 6620 nt
Organism: Coccinella septempunctata (seven-spotted ladybird)
Lineage: Eukaryota; Metazoa; Arthropoda; Insecta; Coleoptera; Coccinellidae
Product: fatty acid synthase-like
Exons: 27
Coding region: 145-6582 (2145 amino acids)
Biological process (GO): fatty acid biosynthetic process
Molecular function (GO): oxidoreductase activity; fatty acid synthase activity
Source: RefSeq, a predicted model, not a curated record
AUCGCAAUUUCCUCUUUGUCUCAUACAUAAAUGAAUGAGUUCUGGAAAGACUUAUAAAAAACUCUUCGAUUGGGUCCUAUCGUUCAGUUGUGCUUGUGGGCUCAGGUUGUGAAUAUUUUGGAUUUUACUACCAUUUCAGCCACAAUGAAGUUGAACGAAUUUGAAGUAGCCAUUUCUGGAGUAGGUGGUUUGUUCCCGAAGGCGAGCAAUAUUGAGGAAUUGAAGGAGCGCCUUUUGAACAACGAAAUUCUUCUAGAGCAUCGUUGGAAAUACGGUGAACGUGGAUGCACCAAUGUCAUAGGAAAAAUCGAUGUGGGCAAUUUCGACAAUGCUUACUUUGGAAUCCAUCGUCAGCAAUGUACAUACAUGGACCCCAUGCAGCGUCUUGUUCUGGAAAGAACUUUUGAGGCUCUGUUGGAUGCUGGUGUCAACCCUGCCGACAUCAGAGGACGCAGAAUUGGUUGCUUCAUGGGUUCUACAGUAGGAGAAAACGACAAUUUAUUCUUGGAGUCAGUCGUUAGUGGUUUUGGUGUUACUGGCCACUCAAGGGCUAUGAUGCCUAACAGAGUGUCUUACUGGUUGAAUCUGAAAGGCCCUAGUGUGGCGUAUGACAGCAACUGGGUUAGUGGAAUUGAAAUUCUUCGAAUUGCUUUCGAUGCAAUUAAAACCGGCCAAUGUGAAGCCUGCAUUGUUGGAACUGCCAACCUUGCUCUGAACUCAGAGUUUCAGUUCCUAUACGGUGAUAUGGGACUUCUAUCUCCCGAUGGAAGUAACAAAUCUUUCGAUGCAGAAGCUACUGGUUAUGCUAGAAGUGAUGGAGUGGUAGUGUUCUUCGUUCAGAGAGCCCAAGAAGCGAAAAGAUCCUACGCUAAUAUCGUACAUGUUGCAACGCGUUUUGAUGGUCAACGUGAAGGCAAAUUGUUAGAUAUAGAUGUCGAUAAUCUAACUGAAUUCCUGUCUGAAUUCUAUGAAACUGCUAAGGUAGACCCUAAAGAAGUGGAAUUCGUGGAAGCUUACGGUUCAGCCAUCAAAGAGACUGAUAAGAAGGAAAUAGCUGCUUUGGAGAGAGUUUUCUGCAAGAAUCGUAAAACACCCUUACUCAUCGGAAGCGUGAAACCAAACACUGGUCACAGUGAAGCUUCAUCUGCCAUGUUCAGUAUUGUUAAGUCUUUGAUAGCCUUGGAAACUGAAACUAUUCCUGCUACCCUUCAAUACAGCAAACCAAAUCCUGAAAUUCCUGCAUUGGUUAAUGGCUCUAUUCAAGUCGUCACUGAAAAUAGAAAAUGGAAUCCAAAAUAUAUAGCCGUCAAUGCUAUAGGUCUGGAUUCUUACUAUGGACACAUCUUACUCAAGGCUAAUCCAAAGAAAUUGCCGGCUAAGAUCAAUGAUUUGCCAAGACUGCUUAUGGCUUCGACGAGAACAGAAGAAGGCAUCAAAAAUAUCUUAGAAGUCUUCAAAACACGUGAAGGCAUAAAUGACGAAUAUGUGUCUCUGGUACAAGGAGUAUAUUCAAAACCAAUUCUUGGACAUCUGCACCGUGGUUAUUCGCUUCAAGGCGCAGAAGAUGUGAAAUGUGAAUCUGAAACUCAUUUGGGAAACAAACGUCAAAUAUGGUUCGUCUACUCUGGUAUGGGCAGUCAGUGGGCUGGCAUGGCUAGUGACCUGAUGAAGAUACCAGUUUUCAACGCUGCAAUCCAAAAAUGUCAAGCAUUACUGGCAAAGAAAGGAAUAGAUUUGAUAUCUGUUAUAACAAACCCAGACAAGAAAGUUUUCGAUAAUAUCUUGAAUUCUUUCAUUGGUAUCGCAGCCAUUCAGAUUGGUUUGACAGAUGUUUUGCAUUCUCUUGGUAUCACUCCCGAUGGUAUCAUCGGGCAUUCAGUAGGAGAAUUAGGUUGUGCUUAUGCAGAUGGCUGUGUGACAGCUGAGCAAAUGAUCAUGUGUGCUUAUUCCAGAGGAAAAGCAUCUUUGGAAGCCGAGUUGAUCCCUGGAAUGAUGGCUGCUGUAGGAAUGGGUUACCACCAAAUCAAGGAUAAGUGUCCAGAAAGUAUAGAAGUGGCUUGUCACAACGGACCAGACAGUUCAACUAUCUCAGGACCAACAGAAGACAUGGAGAAGUUUGUCAAACAGCUCCAAGAUGAAGGAGUCUUCGCAAGGCUGGUAAACGUCUCCAACAUCGCUUACCACAGUAGAUACAUCAAACCUGCUGCUCCAUUACUUUUGAAUUAUCUCAAAGAAGUUAUUCCGACCCCCGUAGAGAGAUCUCCUAAAUGGAUUAGUACUUCCAACUUGGAGGAGAACUGGGGAACAGAUUUAGCCAAACAUUCCUCAGCUGAAUACCACACAAACAACUUGCUUAGCUCUGUGCUUUUCGAAGAAGGUUUGCAUCAUAUUCCUAAGGAUUCAGUACUUAUCGAGAUAGCUCCUCAUGGACUUCUUCAAGCAAUUCUUAAAAGGUCGUUGAAACCUGGAUGUACCAAUGUCCCAUUGACCCAACGUGGUAGCAAAAGCGCUGUAGAAUUCUUAUUCAACAGUCUUGGAAAGUUGUAUUUGGCCGGUUUGGACUUGAACAUACAACAGUUAUAUCCAAAGAUUGACUAUCCAGUCAGUAGGGGAACACCAAGUUUAUCAAAUCUAUCUCAUUGGGAGCACAGCGAAACUUGGAGAACUGGUUUGGAGGACAAAAUCAAUUCUCUGUUGUAUGGUGUGAGAAACAUUGACGUUUCUCUUAACACUGAAGAAUUCAGGGAGUUCGUUGGUCACCAACUUGACGACGAGGUUAUUCUACCAUCAAGUGCUUACUUGAACAUCGUUUCCCAAAUCAUCGCCAGUAUAAGCAGUGGACAUCAAGAAGUAGUCUUCGAAAAUCUCCACUUCAGGAGCUGUUUGAACAUUCCGAAGAUGGGGGGUGUUGCUAUGCACGCUAUGAUACAGAAAGGUAGUGGUUCCUUCGAAGUAUUGGCCGAUGGAGAAAUUGUUGUUACUGGAAAAAUGACUUUCCCACUAUCCACUGAUAAGUUUAUGCAGGAAGAUACUGAGAUACAGCUGACUGACGAGUAUGUCCAAUUGUCAGGAAACGAUAUCUAUAACGAAUUCCAACAUCGUGGAUAUAAAUAUUCAGGCCCCUUCAAAACCAUCAAAAAUUUGACAAUCACUGAGGAAGGCUCCAUUGGUACUCUGCAAUGGAAUGGAAAGUGGCACAUGUUCUUAGAAGGUAUCUUCCAACAAUACUUGCUGCAGGCUGGUGAACGUAAUCAGGAUAUCCAAGUGCCGAGAACUAUUCAAAAAAUCGCCCUAUCUCAGAACGAUCUUCCUUCUGAGAAGUGUGACUUAACCGUCCACUAUAACUACUCCACCCAGAUACUCGCUACAAACGGAAUUCAAGUGGUCGGCAUUCAGUCUACUUCCAUCCCAAGGAGGCAAAGGGAAAUAUCUUAUGAUUCCAUCGAAUUUUUCCCAUUAUCUAAUUCACUGACGGGAAUGGAGGAAGUUCUCAAUGCUUCUCUCUAUCUAGCUAUAGAAAGCUACAGUGGUACUGAAGGUGUAGGAACUGUAAUGAUAACAGAUAUUGAAACAGAAAAAUCAUUGCAUGAACCACUGAAAGUUGUUUUGAAGCAUUAUCAGAAGUUCAACCCCAACCUUGCUAGAGCAUCGAAUCUCAAGGAUGUCAUGAUCCAACAAGCUUAUCCUUCCUUGUUCAUCUACAACGAUCAUAUCAAUGACGAACUGGCAAGGAUUACUGCUGCUAGCAACGGUUUCAUCCUGGUUAAAACAAGCAAGGAUAUCCUAUCCAACAACCAGUUGAUACAAAUAGCCCAGUGGAAUGUUGGCAGUUCUAGCUACUCUUUGUUGAGGAAGGUACCACAAAAGAAACCAACCAUUGUCUUGGUCAAAGGGGAGACUCUGAGCACCAAAGACUUCUCCAGGGGUUCUGUGACUUGGGUCAACGAACUCACAGCCGCUGCUAGUUCUAACCCAGAUGGUGUUCUACUCGUGUCAACUGUCAUGCCUGUCGAAGGUCUUGUGAAUUUCGUUCAAGAACUCCGUUCAGUACCCAAUCUAAGCAAAGUGUGCUGUUUCUUCAACUUCGACAAGAGAUCCGACGAAAUAAAUACAAAUGAUUCUUUGUAUCAAAAUAUUUAUAACUACAGAAUCAGUUUGUCCGUUCUGAAGGACAAUGUUUUCGGUACUUACCUACCGGUUCCUGUCAGUUUCAAAGAGAAUAUAUUGCAGAAUCUCUCUUUGACUUCCAACGUCAUCAACAACAAGACCAUUCAAUACUUGAGUGUGAAUCCAGUCGAUGAGACCAUUUGUCCCCCAGUUUACAAACCUGUGCAGCUAGGUAACAUCGAUUACUCUGCUGUGACUAGUUCCGGAAAAGGAGUUAUGGGAUUGGCCAGAAUUGAUCAGGAUACCUUCAAACUUGUACCUGACCCCAUUUUCUGCUGGGAUAUACCAGAAGGAUGGAAUAUUCAAGAUGGUGCCACUGUACCGAAUGCAUUUGCUUGUGCCUACUAUGCCUUGAAAUACAAAGGAGAUCUCACAGCUGGUAACACCGUCCUCAUUCAUGGAGGCUGCACCAGUAUUGGUAUGGCUGCAAUCUGCAUUGCGUCUACACAUGGUUGUCACAUCUACACAACCGUAGCGAAUGAUAUGCAGAGAGCUUUCUUGAAGAAGCAUUUUGUGUUUUUGAGAGAUCGUCAAAUCCUCAACAGCAACGACUCUACCUUCGAGCCUGCCCUAUUGACAGCGACUGGAGGUGCAGGAGCUGAUAUAGUCAUGAAUUGUCUCUCCGGUCCUCUGCUUCAAGCAUCUAUGGGAUGCUUGGCAGACUACGGAAAGUUCAUUCAGUAUGGAAAAUAUGACGUUGACGAGAACAAUUCUAUAGGCAUGUUCGUUUUCCUGAGGAACAUCUCUUUCUACGUUGUUGACUUCAAUGAGCUUUUGAAUGAAGAUGACAGCGUCAAGAACGAGAUCAGGGAAUGCGUACAGAAAGGCUUAGAAGAGUUGGCUGUAAGGCCUUUACACAGGAAGGUUGUGGAGAGUCAGGACGUGAAGUUGAUACUCAACAAUAUGAGAAAUAACGGAAAUAUUGGAAAGACUGUCAUAAAAGUCAACAACACCCUGGAAAUGAACAAAUUCAAUGUGAAGAAUACCAACCAAUUCAUUUGUGACGGAAAGAGCUCGUACUUGAUCUACGGUGGAAGUGCUGAAGCUUGGACCGAUUUAGCAGAAUGGCUCAUUCUUAGAGGUGCAAGAAGGAUUAUUGUUGCUUCAGACUCGAAACCACAACAGACCCAUAUCAACAGGCGUUUGUCACUUUUACUCUCUUACUUUGGAGCUGAGAUUGUUCUAUCGCAGACCAAACCUCAUUCCAGAGAAGGAGCAACGGAAUUGUUGUCUGAAGUUUAUUCUCUUGGAACGAUCCACAUGGUUUUCCUUCUACCCAGCAAGACCAACCUUUCCAAAACUCAUGACAACAGAACUGUGCAGUAUAUCGACCAUUCUCUGCGUACAACAGCGCCGAAAGCGUUGUUCGUCAAUUUCAUAAACAGUGCUGCUGGUUUAGCCCAAGCAAGAGCCGAGGCUGGUUUCAACACUUACAACAUCCAAUACGAUAAAGGUUUGGACUUCACUGUCGCCCUUCACAGCCUGGACACUAUUCUAUCUUUCAAAAUCAAGAAUAUCAUGAUUAUGGAUGAUAAAGUGGAGGAUAUCAACCAAGAAACUGCAGCUGUCCUAUUUAAAAAACUCGACUACAUUCUUCCAUCGUCGAUAGAAGAACUGACCGAACAAUACAUCAAAGCACCCAAGAAGCCCGACUUCAUUCAACUGCCCACUCUUGGACCAAGAAAGAUAAGGGAAUUAGCACCAAUUUUCGUGAUUCCAGGACUGACAGACAAUUCCCGAAUCAGAGAACUAGCAUUGGAACUCUUGUACCCAACAUAUUGCGCUGUAUAUUCUCAACAGAACCAAAGUAUUUCAGAACUGGCGAACGAAUUUGUGGCUCGCAUGAAGGAAAUUUGGCCUAAGGGUCCGUACACCCUUGUAGGAGUUUCAUGGGGAGGUGCGCUCACCAUGGAAAUCGCCAGGAUACUGGACCAACAGAAGGCCAGCAUUCACGUAUAUCUCAUAGAUGGUGCGCCGAAGACUUUACAGAUGGCUUUGAUGCAUCUAGGAGAAAACGCCACUAAUGUCGAAUUGAAUCUGAUCACUAGAUACUUCAAAAUUAAUGAAGCAUCGCUCAUAGAAAAACUGAGUCAUAUAUCCGACUGGGAUUCCAGAGUAGCCUUAGCGUUGCAGGAAUACACAGGACGGUUGAAUGACAAAGCAGCAGCCAAGAAGGCUCUGACCAAUCUUCGAGAUAAACUGAAGGAAAUCAUUUCAUACAGGCAAUCCGAAGAGUGUUUGUCUGGAGAAAUUUACCUUUUGAGACCAUCUGGAUGUAGUAAACACGAUGGGUGUGAUCUACUAUCAGCUUCCAAACGAACCCUUGCAGUUCAUAUAAUAGAAGGGGAUCAUACCACCAUCGUCAAAAGUCCAGAAACUGCAUUGUUGAUCAAUCAAACGUUCUCAUUGAUUUGAAUUUGUACUCUUUAAUUAAUAAAUAUGGUCAUCUUGAA